This is a messenger RNA of Sphaerulina musiva SO2202, 1098 nucleotides long. RefSeq names its product NAC-domain-containing protein. The transcript has 5 exons. Gene Ontology annotation, molecular function: proton transmembrane transporter activity. Gene Ontology annotation, cellular component: nascent polypeptide-associated complex; cytoplasm. The coding region runs from base 1 to 1098 and encodes 365 amino acids. The record is from RefSeq and is a predicted model, not a curated record. Gene Ontology annotation, biological process: proton motive force-driven ATP synthesis; protein targeting to membrane. NCBI's taxonomy places the organism in Eukaryota, Fungi, Ascomycota, Dothideomycetes, Mycosphaerellales, Mycosphaerellaceae.
AUGGCCAACCCACGUGUCGAAGAGAUUACCGAUGAGCCAGAGAAGGCCGUCCAGGAGGUUGAGGACGAGUCUUCCGACUCCGAUGACGAGGCAGGCGAGGCCAACAUCCCAGCAGGCGCCUCCGUUGCUGUCCACAGCAGAAACGAGAAGAAGGCGCGCAAGGCUAUUGCAAAGCUUGGCCUGAAGCACGUUGAGGGCAUCACCCGUGUCACCCUUCGCCGACCAAAGAACAUCCUCUUCGUCAUCAGCAACCCGGACGUCUACAAGUCCCCGUCGAGCAACACUUGGAUCAUCUUUGGUGAGGCCAAGAUUGAGGACCUCAACUCUCAAGCUCAGGCUCAAGCUGCCCAGCAGCUGUCUAGCCAGGCCGCUAACGAGGCCGGCCACGAGGGCCACGACCACGGCGACAAGGGCAAGGCCAUCGAUGGCGGCGCCGAGAGCAAGGCCGCCGAGGAGGAAGAGGAUGAUGGCGAGGAGGUGGACGACACUGGUCUCGAGGCCAAGGAUAUUGAGCUUGUCAUGGCCCAGGCCAGCGUUAGCCGGAAGAAGGCUGUCAAGGCGCUCAAGGAAAAUGACAACGACAUUCGAUCUGCUGCUACCAAGAUCGACUGGGCCAACUUGGGCACCAAACUCGGGCUCAAGGGAAGCACCGCCAACGCCCUCGCCAGCUUCAAGCAGCGUAACGAUGCCGCCCGCCGCAAGGUCCGAGUCCUGUCCGAGCAGGCACAAACCGUCGACUUCCAGCACUACCGCUCGCUCUUGAAGAACCAGGAUGUUGUCGCCGACAUUGAGAAACAAUUCACUUCCUUCCAGCCAAAGAAGUACGAUGUGCAGAGACAGAUUAAGGCUAUCGAGGCUUUUGAGGCACAGGCUGUGAAGAGUGCUGAGGAGACCAAGGGCAAGGUGGAUGCAGAACUGCAGGACUUGGAGAAGACUUUGAAGAACAUCGAGUCUGCGCGGCCAUUCGAAGACCUCACCGUGGACGAUGUCGUUGCCGCUCGCCCAGACAUCGACCAGCGUGUUGAGCAGCUCGUGUCGAAGGGCCGCUGGCAAGUACCAGGAUACCAGGACAAGUUCGGCAAUCUCUCCGUUCUAUAG